Molecule: messenger RNA, 9160 nt
Organism: Alligator mississippiensis (American alligator)
Lineage: Eukaryota; Metazoa; Chordata; Crocodylia; Alligatoridae
Gene: PFKFB2
Product: 6-phosphofructo-2-kinase/fructose-2,6-biphosphatase 2
Exons: 14
Coding region: 302-1927 (541 amino acids)
Biological process (GO): fructose 2,6-bisphosphate metabolic process; fructose metabolic process
Cellular component (GO): cytosol
Molecular function (GO): 6-phosphofructo-2-kinase activity; fructose-2,6-bisphosphate 2-phosphatase activity; ATP binding
Source: RefSeq, a predicted model, not a curated record
CCAUGUGCAUUCAUACACACACAUCCACACGCAUGUAUUUGCCCACCUGCCUGUACUGGGAGGCAGGCACUGGUGCGCCCGUGUGCGGGUGCGAGCGCCCCGCCGCACAUACCUGCCUGCCCUUUGCGGGCUCCGCGCGGCGCUGACGCCAUCCAUCUGUCCGCCCGUCCCCGCGCGGGCCGUGCCGGGGGAGCGCAGCCGCGCAGCCGCCCGCUUUGCACCGCCUUUGCACAACGGCAUCGCCUCGCGCUGCACCUGCGCCCGGCCCCAGGUGCGCUGCGGCCGGCCCCGGCGAGCCGCGAUGUCCGCCCAGCCGCCCCCGGCACCGGAGAGCCGCUCCGCCAGCCUGCGCGCCUCGGAGAAGAAGUGCUCAUGGGCUUCUUAUAUGACCAAUUCCCCUACUCUGAUCGUUAUGAUCGGUCUCCCUGCACGGGGCAAGACUUAUAUGUCCAAGAAACUAACCCGCUACCUCAACUGGAUUGGAGUGCCUACGAAAGUGUUUAAUUUAGGAGUCUACCGUCGUGAAGCAGUGAAGUCGUACAAGUCCUACGAUUUUUUCAGGCAUGAUAACAAAGAAGCCAUGGAGAUUCGGAAAAAAUGUGCCUUGGUGGCCCUGGAAGAUGUGAAAGCUUAUCUCCUGGAGGAGUGCGGGCAGAUUGCAGUCUUCGAUGCAACCAACACAACUCGGGAGAGGAGGGACCUGAUUUUAAAUUUUGCUAAAGAAAAUGCUUUUAAGGUGUUUUUUGUGGAGUCUGUCUGUGAUGAUCCUGAUGUGAUUGCUGCCAAUAUCUUGGAAGUGAAGGUCUCAAGUCCUGACUACCCAGAGAGAAACAGAGAGAACGUGAUGGAUGACUUCCUGAAGAGGAUAGAGUGCUAUAAAGUCACAUACCAGCUUCUUGAUCCAGAUGAUUAUGACAAAGACCUUUCCUUCAUUAAAGUGAUCAACGUGGGGCAGCGAUUCCUGGUAAACCGGGUCCAGGAUUACAUCCAGAGUAAAAUUGUCUACUACCUUAUGAACAUUCACGUCCAGCCCCGUACCAUCUACCUGUGCCGACAUGGCGAGAGCGAGCACAACCUUGUUGGCAAGAUUGGUGGAGAUUCUGGCUUGUCAUCCCGUGGCAAACAGUUUGCUCAAACCCUGAAAAAAUUUAUCAAGGAGCAGGAGAUUGUGGAUUUGAAGGUGUGGACAAGCCAGCUGAAGAGAACUAUCCAGACAGCUGAGUCCUUGGGGGUCCCCUAUGAGCAGUGGAAGAUUUUGAAUGAGAUUGAUGCUGGGGUAUGUGAAGAAAUGACUUAUGAAGAAAUUGAAAAUAAGUACCCGGAUGAGUUUGCUCUGAGAGAUCAAGAGAAAUAUCUUUAUCGCUAUCCCGGAGGAGAGUCUUAUCAAGACUUGGUACAGCGCCUAGAGCCUGUGAUCAUGGAGCUAGAACGCCAAGGCAGUGUCUUAGUUAUCGCGCACCAGGCUGUUAUGAGGUGCCUGUUGGCUUACUUCCUUGACAAGAACGCAGAUGAGCUGCCGUACCUGAGAUGCCCGCUUCAUACUGUGUUCAAACUCACGCCGGUUGCAUACGGUUGCAAAGUAGAAAUGAUCAACCUGAAUGUCGAAGCAGUCAACACCCACCGAGACAAACCUUCUGUGAGUACAACCAACCCUUCAAAGAACCAAACCCCCUUAAGGAUGAGAAGAAACAGCUUUACACCUCUGGCCAGUGCGGACACAAUAAAGCGCCCGCGAAAUUACAGUGUUGGGAGCAGGCCUCUCAGCCCGCUGGAGUCUCUCGUAUUCCCAGAGGCUCAGGAUGGGAGUCGCCAUCGGAAGCUACAAGUCAGUGUUCAAGUGGUAACUCAUCUCUGUUAUCCCUUCACACAGUCGCGCACACAACUAACGAUCAAACAGUCACUGAUCAUUUCCAGUGAUUCCAUUUGAAGUGCAAAAGUAGCCACUUAGCAUGUAUACCUUCCAUCACCAUCCAAUCUUGAGAAUAACUUAAGAUGACAAACCUAUUAACACCAUCUUGGAGUGGAACUGUCAUCCAGAAGCAUUACAGUCGCAUGCUGCCGGCAGGGUGACUCUCCUCGCAUAAUGCUGAUUUUCUGGUUGGUUAAUUUAAAGUAGGCCACUCCUCAGCAGGAUGGGUAGAUUGGUAAGAGUAGCGGCCUGUUUACAAGUCCAAAUGCUGUAAGGUAUACGCAGCUAAAUGGUCCUCUCAUCCCAGCGCGAUUUGAUUAGCAGCAUCUUUGCAGGCUCGAUCGUGAUGAGGAGUAGCCAUGCCUCUUCACUCUGCUGCUCCUGCCCUUUUUGUUCUGCAGGCUCUUGGUUCGAGCUGUGAUCAGAGGGUGUUUCAAGGCACUUGAUCAUUCUGUCCUCCUUUUACCAUCUCUGUACAUGAGAGCCAAAAUUUGCAAAAGCAGCCAUAGAUUUUUGGGUGCCUCGAUGUCUAAUUGUCCAACUUCUAAAGUGUCUCAUGUUCAAACCCUACCAUUUUAUUUCCUACUUGCUUUGUUAAAAUGUAGGCCUGACUCGCUCCUUGCUGUGUGCGUGUGGAGCCCCAUUUGCUUUUUUAUUUCUCUUUGUCCCCAGUUCCUUGAGGAACGAGCUGGGGGAGAGAGGUGAUGAUUCUUAUUCCAGUUUCCCAGUGACACAAAGAAAUCCAGCGCAGAAUUGGCUAUAACUGCUUCAGUUGUUGGGAGCCCCAGGGGAGAGACCAAGCAUGGAAGAGGCUGGGAGUUGAACUGUUCUCUGACCUGUAAAGUCAAUAUUAAGACAGAUUGGUGAGCCAGUGUGAGGGUCUUUUCAGAACCAGGCUCUUGCUGCAGCUGCACCUAUGUUGCAUUUUGCUCCUCUCUCCAGGGCCUGCCAUCUUUAGUGAAGCAAUUAUUUCCAGCGUGCUGCUGGACUGCUCUCUGGCACUGAUUGCUGCAGUUCUCUUGGGAAUGACACUGGCUUAUGUAGGAAGGUGAGAGAGGGAGAAAGUGAAGUCUGAUUCCUCCCCAUUAUUUGCUUCUUGUGUCUUGCAUCAGAUAAACAGGGCUCCGAUCAGUGACAAGAUUCCACCUUUUCCUAGGACAGCAGGGCAAGUCACAAUUACAGCUCCCAGUCUCUUAACUAUUUAAUAGACCUCCUUGGGAUCAUUUUUUUCCCCCCUGCUAGCAUAUGAGCUAGUCAAAAAAACAAAACAGAAGAAUGGUUUUUUUUUCAAUGUUAAAGACAGGUUUUUUUCAAUAAAAACCUCUUUAAACAUUCCCUCCGUCUUGUUUCCAGCGGUGGCUUUAUAACCCGGUGCUGCUGUAGUACACAAGAGCCAACAAAUACUUUUGGGAGUAGCCAAAAAUGAAAUAUAACCUAUUUUUGUUGUUCAAGUAGCAUCCCCUGUGUUUGUACUUCAGCCGGCUUAAAGACUGGAGCGUGACAGUUUUAAAAGUUUUGGUCUUGAUUCGCCAGCGCAUUGCAGUUUUCAGGCUGGCCUUGCUCUGUUAUCUGCCAAGCAAUGAAACGAAGUAAUUUCUGAUGAACCCAAAGUUCAAUGUGAGUUCAGUAAUUCUAAGGUGCUUGCAGUAAAACACAUCCCCAACUCUUUGGAAGUGACAGCUAAUAUUGGACAUCCAACUUAAGACCCUUCAGACCAUGCCCUUUUGAAUACCAGGCUCCUUUUGAACGUCAGCCCCUUUAUGGUGCCUAAGUAGGGUGGCCCAUAAAUGGAGAUGCUCAGGACCACUCCUCACUUGUGUGAGUUUGGGUUCCAUCCUAAUGCAAUCGUUUAAAACCUAAAAUAGCCUUUUUUUUUUAAAUUUAGCUUUGUAAAAAUCACUUCUUUUUGCUCCGCCAUUAAUAAGAACACUGCCUAUUAUGAGGGAUGAUGCUGAAUUGGACACAGCCAUAUAAAUGAACGUGCAGCCGGUAAGCUGAAUGACUAGCUCAGCUUUAUCGAUGCUUCAGGGUGCAGUUUGCCUGGCUUGUAUCAUAUCACCGGUUCUCAUAACAAGUCUGCGAUGGUCUCUUCCCAACGUGAGAUUCUGGGGGUUGUUUUAGCUCUCAUCUCGUUUGCUGCAAUGCUUUUUGUUGGGGAGGGGAUUUCAGUCUUUAUUACAACGCGGUAUAUGCUAUCUUGUGCUAUUUCUUUUUCCUUUGCAGCCUCAAGUGGGAAAUGCUUGCGUGUGAGUACCACUGAAAAGAGCUUGUAUGCAUUGUCUCUCUGGGUUUGUUUAGUAAGUAGGAAUUAUCUUGAAUCUAGCUGCAUGGAAAUUGCUUUGGAAGUAAAAUCAAUGCAUGGGGCAGAAGGGGAUCAUUUUGCCUUUUGUCCCGCAAAUUAAAGCGAGGCCGUUUUGGGGGAGGCAUACAUACGUGUGUUGCUUGAUGCCAGUCAUCUCUCUGCAGAGGCAAGCGUGAGAGUCCAAAGAGGAUUGACUAGUGCAUAUACAGUGUGUAGGCCAUCUGUGGGAUGACGCCUUUUACCCCAGAUCAGCAAGAUCAUCGGGCCCAAAAGAACAAUGUAGCUUGCGCCAAAUCCACCCUUGGGGUCACCCCACAGAGGUCAUUCGGCGGGAUUACACCAGGGGAGGAUUUGGGCCUGGGUGCCGGUCUGCAGCAUGAAAUGCUGACAGCAGUAGUUAGCUGUGGAUCAGAGCACCAAGUUUCCCUCCUGACACGAAUGGAGGAUCAUGCACAGAGGUGACAUCGGGACGCAGCCCCUAAUGCUCAUCACUCCAGAGCGACCUAUAUUAAGAUAUUAAUUACCUGCUUGAGGAAAUCCUGCAGUCCUUGAGCAGCUUUGUUCAGGAAAUAGCCAACUUCUAAUCCCAGCAUGGACAUUGGCUUGCUCUGAGGUGUGGGGCAAAGCGUUUGCUGUCUUCCCCGCUCUCUUCUAUGUUCGCUAUGUGGGGGAACGCUGGCCUGCCUCUCAGGGGCGUAGUGAGGAUGAUUUAAUCAUGGCUUACUUUUGGGUGGUGUGGAACACCCUGAGCUCCCAGUGACUUCAGCUGAGAGUUGAGUAAAUUGAGCACGAGGCCUGAGAUCCUUCAAACCUAAGAGAUUUUGGAUCUGUGCUUCAGUGGUAUGUGUGUGCGGGUUUGUAAUGACACUUGUCUCUAUUGUAUCCCAUGACCCCGCUGGAGGGAUGCAUUGGAUGGGGCGGGAGGAUACCGUAGCAUCUAUUUGCUUGUUUGUUCUCACAUCCUCAUUAGAGAGGACAGAUAAAUAGUGUGUUAUCCCUUCUCUCCAGGGAGCGAGCAGACAAGAGCGCCUGUGAGCCCUUGAUUUCUAUCUCAGCCAUCGAGUAAGGCAGUCCAGAGAGAGAGGCCUUUCCUGUCACUUGUACAGAAUGGCCAGGAAAUUGUCUUCACUCCACUUUGCACCUGUGCUGCUCUGCUAUGACCCUGCUGGUUAUGAAACUCAUCUCUAGCCCUGCUUUAAUCACCUCCGUGACUGUCGCUGGCAAAUCUUAAUGCAAAUAGUUGAAUGCAAUCUUAAUGCAAAUAGUACAUGUGUAACUGCCUUUUUGACUUCGAUGUUGCAGCUUUGAUGUUGCAGUUUAUCUAUCUUAUUGGUGAACCUGACUGUACAACAUAGCAAUUGGUUAUACUCAGUUCUCUGGUGGCUGCUGGUAGGUGUCCUUGGUUUUCUUUGUGUGUUUAUACAGUUCUUGCAACACUUUUGCUCUUUCCCUUGUGGAGCAGUAAUUUUAUUCCACAUGCAUUUGUGGUAACUUCAUUGAAAUCGCUGCAGAAAGGCUGUUUGCCAGGUACUGAAUACUCUUUUUUCUUUCCUAGAAAGCUUUGCCUGUUGCGGCUGUCUGCUGCCAUAGAUGUUAGUCUGAGGUUAACUCUGGGAUAUACAGUGGAAGGUGUGGUGUUUGUCCAUUUGUAGCCAUUUAACAUGAAAUGUCCAAAGCACUUCCAGUACUCAGCCCUGUUUCUUUUGCUACAUUGAAGAAAUGAUUUUGCUUAAGGGUGUGGUGUCAAAAGAAACUGAAAAACUUUUGCCAGUAAAAUGUACUAAGCUCUAAGGCUGGGCCUUAGAAAUGCCACGUCCAUCCAGACAGCAAGAAGAAUGUUUUGGAACUGGGAGCUUGGAGUCGGCCGCACUUCUCGCUCUGUUCCCAUCCAGCCGCCGACAGCUUUGACCUUGGACUUGUAAUCUCUGCACUUUAGUUUCCCUUCUUGGGAUAAUACUUGCGUUUAUAAAGUGCUUUGAAAUUCUCCAGCAAAAGGUGCUGUAUAAGGGCAAUGUAUUUCUGUCAAUGAAUGUAGCAGGACUCGAUUUACAUUAUUGAACUGAUCAUGCAACAACUUUUUUUUUUAAAGAAAACCUUUAUAGGUUCCCUUGCUUUCUGAUGGAGAGCUUCUCUGUCUAGUUUUGCACCACUGAACUGUCACAGUGGCUGUGAUCAUCAGUUAUUUUCUUUUAAUGGGGAAAAACGGUAUUUUAAAACCAUUUCGUGGAUCCACUUGCCCUGAAUGUCUCCUGUUCCCCUCCAGUCCCAUGAGGUAUUCCAGCCAUUGCAUAAGCCAAGCGCACAUCCUACAACACCUGUGAGAGUACCCCCCGCAGAAAGUAAUAUUCCAUGAAUUCAUGUGUGCGGUUUAUCACCGUUGCAAAUACUUUCCGAUGCUAACUAUAUGAUGCUCUGAGGAAUGGAAAUCUAAUGACUUCCUAUAUUUCAAAGGCAGUGUGCUUGUCUUUCAUUUCCAUUGAUCAUAAAAUCAGACCUUUGGAAGGGACUUCAGGCAGCAUCCCUCUAGACUGACCCUUUGCAUAGAUGCAAUAUUUUACUAUCCCUAAACUAUCCUAGCCAUGACAGAAGGGAAGAGCUGAUGCGCCCUUUGGAACAGCAGCAGCUUCUCCCUUUUUCAAAUAGUUAGUGUACAUUUGCCCAUCCCUUGAGCUGUUGUGCUUCUGAACUGUAUGCCAAGCCCUUCUCAAUGGAGAACUUAAUUUAUGUGAGAUACUCGGAAAAUCUUUCUCACCAGGAGGGUAGUAAAGCACUGGAACAGGUUACCCAGAGGGGUGAUGGGUUCUCCAUCCUUGGAGGUUUUUAAGACCUGGGUAGACAAAGCCUUGGCUGGGAUGAUGUCGCUGGGGCUGGCCCUGCUUGGAGCAGGGGGUCGGACUAGAUGUGACCUCCUGAUGUCCCUUCCAACCCUCCUUUUCUAUGAUUCUCUGCAUAGAAAUGAAAACACUUGCUGGUUCAGUUACUUUUUUCCAGGCAUCUAAUGCACAUGUUCUCACUGGAAGAUUAAGAGAACUCAUAUCUGCCCUCACUUGUAGCACCAAGAAACCGGCACGUUCAAGUCCAACUUAUGUCUUACCCUUGUCAUAUGCCAGUCAUACCUCUUGCCAAGCAGGGAGGGGUGUGCCGUCUGAGUCGAGACGAGUAACAUUUCUGCGCUCCGGAUCUGAAUAACUUCUUUGGAAUGGUUAUAAACAGGCAUAUGUCGGCAGGAUGGGAAUUUCCUUCAGAAGCUGUUAACAGCGCAUCCUUCAGCGAUAGGAUUUUAAUUGCACUUUGUACCUAAUGUGAAACUCUGUAACAUUUUUAAUUGCAAUUCCAUCGUUUCCCUCUCCAAAUGCAUACAUCCCUUAGGAUAAGGGACUGUGUUAAGAAUUUCAGGUUGAUGUGCCUUGUUUUGUCUUCUACUCUUAACUUUAAGAUAUAUAUUUUAAAUAACAGAUUCAUAGAAGUUCUAUUUAAAUGAUAAAGCAAUGCGACUAUUUUACCAAAGCUGCAGUAGCGCACAAAAUGUCCAGCCUGGCAGCUGCUCCAUUAUAUUUUAUAUGCUAGAAUGAAUGUUUUAGAUGGUGCCAGGAGAGAUGCCAAAAAAAGGCAUCUCUUUGUUGUACUUUGUAGCUCCCUGCGUGUCUUCAAGUACCAUCUGUGGACUUUGACACAAGCAUAUUUGCAGCCCUGUGUGGGCAAGACAGAUAGUUACAUUAUGCUUCAGGCCUCACCAUGAGACUUAUCCUACUUUCUUUGCAAUCUAAGGGAGCAUUGCUAUGGUAUCGCUAGGAGUGAGAUCAAGCCGCAGGGAAUCUCAAUCUAAUCCUGCCUUGCUGAAUCUUAAUUACCAGGGAUUAAUUAAGAGAAGGGAGCCCUGCUAAAUAGGUCUCCAACUGGAUAGAUCCUCUUCUUCACUUGCAAAGUGAGCUAAUGUGAUUUUUUUUUUUUCUUUUUAUCAGCGAGGUUGAAAUUCCUCCCUUGGUAGAGGGUUAUCGCUUUUGUCUUUUUGCUCCUUUUCCCACUGACGAACAAACAGCGGAUCUCUUCAAUGCUGUCUUUGCAAGAUUGCUUUUCUAGCCCUAUCUGUGCUUUGCUUGAGUCUCUAAAAUGAAAAAACUCAAGGUCAUUGGGGCGGCGGGGCGGGGGUGCAAACAAGCAGAUAGAACUUAAUAAAACCUAUCUUGCAACUUGUUCCCAGCCCGUUUCUUCUCUAGUGAUGUCACUUUGCUCCAUCCGAAUGUGCUGCUCUCGGCCAGUUUGUUCUAGAACAACAACUUUUUAAAUUGCCGUUAGUUUGUCUUAAAUCCCUUGCUAUUGAUUUGAUUGGAACAGGGAUUUGCGUUUUAACCAAAUAUUUAUUUUGUUGGUAAAUCACAGGUUCAAUUUAUGCAGUGUCUAUGGAUUUCCUGACUAUUUGUAGUUAAAAGAGAAAAUGUGAAUUGCUAAUAUUCGAUAUGGAAUCAGUGACCGAGUUCUUUCUCUGGUCUGCAAAAGAAUGAUGGUUGUACCAUAAGAAACAUUUCAGAGGCUGAUUUUAUACCGUGGCGCUGCAGUCUUCAAAUGGGCCCCUUGAACGGUUUUGGUGCAAGACGGGCUGAUGCUCAGGGGUGUCUGCAGCUCAGCCCCUCUAGCUGGGCGCACACAAUUAGUGGCCGCUUUUGAACAUUGUGGCCUUUGCAUUUGAAUGUAUGUAGCUGUGUGUCUGCAAAGGUAUACUCCAUUUCUGCUCACAGGAAUGCAUUCCCCUGACUCACGAUCGAACCACCACUAGGACAUUUCCGUGUACAGAAGGUGCAUCUCAUAAAACCAGCAAGAUGUCUCACGUGGUUAACUUUUCAAAGACAGGCCUGCAAAAUAGCCAUUGUGGAAAUUUUUGUUCUUAAUGUUUUGUCUUGGAGCUGUAAACCUUCUUGUGGAUCAGAUAAAUAAAAUGAAGUAACCCUGAA